Messenger RNA from Kalmanozyma brasiliensis GHG001, 1374 nucleotides. Its product is annotated as Transferase. The transcript has a single exon. NCBI's taxonomy places the organism in Eukaryota, Fungi, Basidiomycota, Ustilaginomycetes, Ustilaginales. The record is from RefSeq and is a predicted model, not a curated record. Bases 1 to 1374 code for a protein of 457 amino acids.
AUGGACAGCAGCCGCCUCGACGUCUUAGGCUGUCAGCCAUCGCUCUUCAAGCUGUACACGCAGAUUGCUUUUAUCUACGCCAUCGUGGACGAGCAGGCCGCGCGAGAUGAUGCGAUAAGAGUCCUUCGCUCCGGACUUGACCAUCUGGCGGCACAGCUGCCCUGGCUUAGCGGUCAUGUCGUCAACGAGGACAGCAGUCCGAGUCGCACGGGCUCCUACCGCAUUGUCGAGAGCAAGGAGAUCCCGCUCGUCGUUCAAGAUCUGAGCCUUGUCGACGGCGCAUUAACAUUGGAUGAGCUUCGCAAUGCUCAAUAUCCGUUCUCGAUGCUUGACGAGAAGCUCAUCGCCUCAUGCAUGACGCUUAACCUCCCCGGACAAACAGCGGGUCUCGUCGCGGAAACAGGACCCGUCCUUGCGGCGCAGGCAAACCUCGUUGCCGGCGGUCUCAUUCUCACCAUCGUUGGUCAGCACAACGUCAUGGACAUGGUCGGACAGGCGACAAUCAUGACCUGGCUUUCAGCAGCAUGCGCUGGACGACCACUCACACAGGAGCAGCUCGCGAUCGGCAACAUGGACAAGAGCAAGGCCAUCGAUCUGUUCGAUGAGCACUGGCAACCGGAUGAACAGUGGAUCCGUCGUUUGCAAGUUCCGGCUCCGUCCAGCCCUCCAUCCGAAGCAGAAUUAUCGAUUGCGGCACCUCAAAGCUUGUGGGCGUACGUGAGCAUCUCAGCUGAAUCAGUAGCAGCUCUGAAGCGACUCGCAACGGCGACAAAGGACCCAGCAAUCGACUACAUCACUUCCGACGAUGCAGUAUGCGCCUUUAUAUGGAAGCAUCUAUCUCUCGCAAGAGCUACUCGUCUCGAUGCAAAGGCAGCAACGGUGUUUGCUCGUGCUGUGGAUCUGCGAAGCCGCCUGGUUGUCCCUGCAACAUAUCCUGGCACACUGACGAACAUGGCGUACAACGAGUCAUCAAUGGAAGAAGUAGGUCGCUCGUCGCUUGGCCAGAUUGCCUCGAAACUGCGACACGCCCUCAACUCACCAAGCGUGGCUCAUGACACUCGAGCCUUGGCCACGGUGGUCAACAGGCUCGACGACAAAGGCAGCAUCAGCAUCACGGCGCCCGUCGAUCCGUCUACCGGCAUCAUGCUGAGCUCAUGGGCGUCGGUCAAGCUGCACGAGCUCGACUUCAACCUGGGACUUGGCAAGCCGCUCGCCGUACGACGUCCUGCAUUCAUUCCCGUCGAGAGUCUGAUGUACAUGAUGCCGAAGAGCUCGUCGGGCGAGACCGUCGUUGGCAUGUGUUUGCGGAGCGAAGAUUGGAGCGCGCUGAUGCGAGAUGGCGAUUGGGCUUCGCAUGUAAGAUAUAUUGGCUGA